GGGUGGGUGGUUUCAGUCAGUGGUUCCCCUAACAAGAGUACUGUAUUUUCCCCAGCAAGGUAUUAAAAUAAUGUAAAAACAAACAAAUGCCAUCAUUCUUUUGUUGGGUCCACCACUGAGUUAGAGUGAAUUGGAAAUGGAUCUGGUUGAGAGUGGAAUUAAACAUCACUUCCUCCCUGUUCCUCCAUCCCCCUGCCCUCCUCUGACCUCCUUUGAGAAACACCUCCCCCUCUAUCUUUGUUGCUGACAGAUUCCUAUCAACACUGCUUAAAGAAGGGAAGCUAUCUCUUCCACUUCUCAUUUGCUGGAUAGUUUAUCAAGGAAUCACUUCUACUAACUCAGUUCUAAGAGGUUUCUUAUUCCGAAAAAUUCCAGGCUUUCUUGGGAGGAAGGAACAAUUUAAAUUUCUUUCAAAGGUACUUUUAUUGAAGAUCUAAUUAAAUGUGAUUUGUGACCUGGUCUGGACUUGGGGAUUUAUGGAACUCUGCCAGGGCGGGUCAACAUGGGCCUGGCUGUACUGCAGCCUCUGUGUGGUGGCUGAGUGGCCUCAGAGAGGGAUUCUGCAGUCCUCCAGUGAAAAGGUGACUGGACUGGCUUCAAGCCAGUUUUGCUUGCUGAGAAUGGCAAGGAGCCAUUCCUCAGCCUCAGGGAAGCUAUGAGCAGUCAGAAAGCUCAUUUUCACAGUCCAAAGAGAGCCUGUGAUUAAGGGAGAUGUGGAGUCUCUUCAAGAGAUCUUUUGUUAAAAAGAAAAAGGCGUGUCCUCUCUGCCCCUGCCUCUGACCUCAGUCAGGGUUUGAAUGUCUGCUAACCCCAAAAGGCCUGGAGGCACAUCAGUAGUUCUGCCUCUUGAAGGCUCUUUGUUUCCAGAUUUUAGCUCUGACUCUUGGUUGAGCCCUCUCUUCUCAGGGCAUCCGUGCCCUGCUGCAAUGACUGUCCCUUUGGCCAAAUCAAAUGCUACCUGGCACUCUGCAUCCCUGCCCCCUUUGUCCUGGGGAAAAAGGCAUCACCAUGGCUAUGAUCUUGCCACAUUCCCACUCUGUCAUACCCCUUAGCACUCCCUCCGUUCAUCUUCUGAGAUGCUCUUGCUUCUCACCCAUCUUCCACCCCUCCCCCAGCCCAUCUGCCUAGUAACUUCAUUUUCUCCCCUUCACGAAGCAGCUGCUGGCUCAGACUGACAGGGGCCUGUGGGAUUCUCACCAUUGAGACAGAAUCUCGGUGCUGAAGGAAUAUCAGUGAGGCAUAUCUAGCCCCGCCUGCCUUGAUGUAAAAGCAGCCCUGAGCCAACUUAUAUAAGUAAGAUUCCAUUUCACAAUAUUCAGCCAAUAUUUAUUGAGCACGUGUCUAUUCUAGACAUGGGGGUUACGGUACAGUGGACAAGACGGUUAGGUGUCCCUGCCUUGGUAGAGUUUAUGUUCUAGGAUGUAUACAUGUUGGUAGUUAGGGGUGGAAGGAGUAUGUGUGCCAUGAGAGGUAGGACAAUAAAUAAACAAAAGAUCAGACAAUAAAGAUCAGCUCUAACCGCCCUUACACUAAAGCUGCUCAAGCUCCUUAUACCCAGCUACCUUCACUAUUGGGAAGUAUUUCCUCUGUAGACAGUCAGAUGCUCCCCAGAUGAUGAACCAGCCUCAGUGUGGGAGCCUUUCAGGACCAGGAGACAAGAGAAAUGCUGCUCACAGGACCACAGAGAAAAAGGCUGCAGCCUGACUGUGCUCACAGUCAACCACAGCAACGGGCUGGAAGCUGCGACUUCUAAGCUGCUGUUCCAUCAUCGUGCCAAUCACUUGAUACUGGUCUGAACCAAAUUUCCUUUCAUCUUUACAUUGGUGAGAUGGUCUCUCUGGGAGCGGCUAAUAGUAAUUUUCAGUGGUAAAAUGGCAAAUAUUUUAUCUCCUGGUUGGCCUAGCACCUCUAAUGGUGGCAAACCAAGAUGCUAAUGGGGGAGUUUGGCCACCCCAGACAGGUGAUAUGUAGCCCUCUGAGUGACAGAUACACAAGUCAGAAAAGAACUGGAAGGACAGCAGGGCUGGAGCAAGGCACAGCUCACUGUAGUAGUCGUAAAUGAACUUGAAAAUGAUGAUACUUUACCCACUUAGCCCCAGUUCAGUUGCCUUGGAAGAGGAAGAUGUGUUAAUAGCAGUGAAGGUGCAAAAAGUCAAUUCCUAAUUGUACUUAGUUAAACCGGUGGAGCAGGGCACCCUAAUUUGGAAGCAUUAUAAGCCAGAGACAGCAGAAUGGCAGCCUAUCUGUGAUUUGUUUUGGUUGUUUGUCCACAUGGUAAUUUAUUUAAAUUUGGACUAAUUGCAGUAAUUAAAAUCAGGAACUUUCUCAUGAAAUUUCAGGCAACCCAUACCAAAUGGACCUGAAUUCCUCUAUGAAAGCAGUUGGCUGAACAGUGGGCUUGGUGGGAAAGAGAGGAGAACAGUAACUUGCUAUUUCAGAUGAGACCUGAGUGAGCUUUAUGUUUACCACAGCCCCCACCAUUCCCUGUGUCCAGUUGCUAAGGCUUGUUGUCAUUGCCAUUUAUUAGCUUUUUCCAGCCACACUUCAUCCAUAUAUGUUACUUGCUUCCCUGCAAUUAAUCUAAGAGCAGAGGCUUCAAAACUCCCUGGCUUCGCCACCUCCCAAGCCCACAAGUUCUGCUGAGUAUCUGGGUGGGUUUGGAGAAGGCCCCGGAUCAGGUGUGCUUCAGUGACCACCUAGGAACAGAGAAUCAUGAACAGACUCCAGGGAAAUCAUGCCUGAUGAUGAGAGGUCCAUGAAGCAGCAGUGAGCCGCCACUGUGGAGGUGGGAGUGGGAGUUAGUGACCAAGUGACAGGAUGGGAGUAAUGACCAGACUUCCUGCUGAUGACUCGGCUCUACCAAGGCACUACACCUGGGUAGUGCAACUCAUCGUUGGAACGUCUUUGCAUAGCCCCAUCCUGGAAGAAGCUCUGUGAUGUGUGGAUCGUGAGUUUGCUCAAGCAAAUUGGACUCUUUACAAGGAAUAGCUAGAUUUGAAGACUAGGAUGGAAGAGCCAGCACCAGUGGAAGGCCAGGGCCAGCUCCCAAGCCCCCACCAGGGCUCUCUGAGGAAAGCCAUGGCAGCUGCCCUGGCCCUUGAUGGGGAAUCCACACUGGGUCGCAGGAAAAAGAAGAAAGAGUCCCGCCCAGAAUCUAUUAUCAUCUACCGGUCAGAGAGUGAGAAACUGGAUGAGGAGCCUGGGGAAUUAGAAGGUGGAGAUCAGCCUAAAGAGGAGGAGGGAGAUGAUUUCCUAGACUAUCCUGUGUAUGAUGGUAUGUGGAACAUGCCUGUGGACAGCCGCUAUGUCACAUUAACUGGGACCAUCACCCGAGGGAAGAAAAAGGGGCAGAUGGUGGACAUCCAUGUCACGUUGACAGAGAAGGAGCUGCAGGAACUCACCAAGCCUAAAGUGUCUUCAAGGGAAAUGGCACCUGAAGGCAGAAAGGCCUGCCAGCUGGGAGCAGACCGUGGGCCCCACGUGGUCCUCUGGACACUGGUCUGCCUGCCUGUGGUUUUCAUCCUCUCCUUCGUGGUCUCUUUCUACUACGGCACCAUCACCUGGUACAAUAUCUUUCUUGUGUACAACGAGGAGAGGACCUUCUGGCACAAGAUCUCAUGUUGCCCCUGCCUCAUUCUCUUCUAUCCAGUGCUCAUCAUGGCCAUGGCCUCUUCCCUGGGCCUCUAUGCUGCCGUGGUCCAGCUCUCAUGGUCCUGGGGAGCAUGGUGGCAAGCUGCCCGGGACAUGGAGAAAGGCUUCUGUGGCUGGCUGUGCAGCAAGCUGGGUCUGGAAGACUGUUCUCCCUACAGCAUUGUGGAGCUGCUUGAAUCUGACAAUAUCUCAGGCAAUCUGUCCAACAAGGAUGCCACCCAGGAGGUAGAAACAUCCACUGUCUAAACUCCCAACAACUUACUUGAUUCUCUGGUCUCAGUAGCCUGUGUAUCAUCUUCCAAUUUCAGAAUAUUCCUUCUUUAAAUUAUUCCUCCCCCGCCUUCCCCCGUACACAGUUCUUCUAGAAAAUUUUAGCCCACACUGAUCUGUCCUACCAUCUUGUUGGUUUCCAGGAGGGCAGAAAACAGAAAAGCAAUUUGUGCCCAGAUAGUCCAUCCAGUGGAUAAACUCUUCUUCAUUCCUUGCCCUAAGAUGACCAUUUUUCUGAGACAAGGGAGGUCAGGUGUGUGUCACUUCAGGAGCUUGGAGGUGUUCCUGGUGCCUGGAACCCAGGGAAGAUGUGACUAAAUGUGACAGGGAGAAUAAGGAGGCUCACGGGAGACCCAAGUCCACCAAUAAGAUAAUAGAUAGGGAUGGAGUGAAAUAUUUCAGAAGCAGGCUGUAACAGUGUAGCAGAAUGUAAAGAUAUGUGUGUAUCACUUAGAUUUUGAUUUAUAUAUUAAAUAUAAUUAAAAUCCAAAUAUCAGUAGUUUAAACAAGAUAGAAGUCUGUUUCUUUCCUGUAUAGAAGAAGUCUGGAGGCAGACCAUCAGGGAAAUUGAUGAAGUCGUCAGAAUCCCAGGCUUUUUUCAUUCACCAACCCUCAUUGCCUUUAUCCUCAGCACCCAGUGCUGACUACAUCUCCAGUCAUCACAUCUCUGUUUCGGAUAGAACAGAGGAAAGGGCAACGAAGAGCACAUACACCCUCCUAGGCUAAGGCGGCUUCUCAGAAGGCCCCCUCAACACUUCUUGUAUCUCAUUGGCCAGACCAUAGUCACAUGACCUCACAAGCAAGAAAGCCUGGGAAAUGUAGUCUUUUGGCCGGGCAGCUAUAUUCUAAAUGUUUGGGUUCUGCUAAUUUAAGAGACAAGGAAAUAAUGGCUAUUUUGGUAGGCAAGUAAGAAUCUCUGGCUCACAGUAAUUAUUUAAAUACAUUCAGAUCCAAAACUGCGAGUACAGUUUUAUUUAUGUAUGUAUGUAUUUAUUUAUUUAAGCCUAAAUAUUACACAGAGAAUUUAUACAUAGAUACUAGCUACAUAUACUAUGCAUAAACCACACGUAGAUAUUAGCAACUCAUGUAUGUUGCAAUUAAAUAUCUAUAAUGCCAUGUGGUUUCAGGUUUUUUAGAAAGGAAGAGUGAAUAGUUGAAUACAAUUAUAUCAUAGUAGCAUAGCUUUCUUCCUGGUAGUGAAGGUGGGCCUGGGUGGUGAUGUUUAGUUUAAUGUACAGAUGAAAGACUGCAAAGGGAGGCAUUGCAUCUGUCAGACUUUCCCCCAGCAGGGUCAGCAGCCCUAAGCACAAGAAGACAGUUAGCUUUGUGUGGUUUGUCAAAACUCACUCAGAGCCUCACUCACUCAGAACUUUCUUCUCACAGCAAACACAGUCUUUGCUGUGCUAAAAAGCUUGGGUCUUCGUGGACACUGAGGGUGUAAACCAGAUGGAUCCAGAUUAAUAGAUUCUGAACUUUAAAAAAAUAUUCCUGAGGGUCUCUUUCCAAUUUCAAAAAAAUCAAAUCCUAAGAGGUCAAGCAGAUUUUGGAGGUUUGAGUCCUUAUAAGAAUAGCUGGUGCCCUAUUCAUGGUUCAUGUCUCAGGAAGAAGCUGUUGAAAGAACUGCUGUGAAUCAAACCAGAUGGGUCAAGCAAUGCUGUCCCACAGAAGGCCAGGACAUUUGCCUGAUGCAUGGUGCUGUACUCCACCUUCAGAGGAAACCCCUCCUUUUUAAAAAUAACUAUUAUUAGUUUGAGAAAAAAAAAACAACUGUGUCCAACACGUUUGAAGAUAAUGUUGGUGCUCUCUGGUGCUUUUACAGAGAUAUAAACAAUUGAAAUGAAGACAAAGAAAAUAAAAAUAAAAUCAGAUUAACGUUUGCUCACUUUGUCUUUGAGUUUCUCCAAAAUUGCUUUGAACGCUACAGUUUUCAGAAAAGGUUGAGCGUGGUGACUAUUUUAUAUAUGUAUAAUGAUCUCAAUAUGGGUCCUUAUGUCUUGACUCUUCCCAUAGACCACCAAUUUAUGAGGAUUCUGUUUAGCUGGAUUUUUUCCACAGAUCACAGAUUUACCUAAGCUUACAUUAGGAAGUUGCAGCCACAUUUGUCACAUUUUUUGGGGGGGUUAAGGAAACAAAUGGCCAAGGCGAAAAAGUCAUGAUAAGGACAAGGGUAAGAUGUCCCUGGCAGAACGAAGGAGGGUGGGGUCAGGGUAAGGAGCAUGGGAUACCUAGGUGAAGUUGAUGUAACCCUCACCCUAAUUGGGCUCACCACCUAGUGGAAGAAAUAGGCUCAUAAAAUAAAAUCAUUUCAAAAGGGCUCAGAGAGGUAUGUAAAAGCCUAGACCUGAGGAAGGAAAACUUAACCAAACAGACCUAAAGCAAUCUCAUCCUUGCUGUCAGCAAAUACCUAGAGAAUUUUAGAGGAGAAAUUAGAGAGUGAAAUGCCAUACUUGAACAUUCUGUUAGCUCAUAGUUACCUACUCUUCAUGGUGAAUAUCAGGAAGGAGGACUAUGCUUUCCAAUUGCUCUGCAGCCAUAAUAUUCUGAGCUUGGUAAACCAUGUCUGAUCCAGUAUGAUGAUGCCAAUGUUCCCAAGCCAUCUUGUCCAUCGACAUUAGGUAGCGCCCUUCAUUUCAAGUCCAAGGGGACCAAAACCCCUGUUA
Delphinapterus leucas (beluga whale) is the source of this 6581-nucleotide messenger RNA. The record is from RefSeq and is a predicted model, not a curated record. NCBI's taxonomy places the organism in Eukaryota, Metazoa, Chordata, Mammalia, Artiodactyla, Monodontidae.